AUGUUCAACAUUGGUGAACUUAAGAAAUUACACAAUAUUCUCAUGGUCAAAGAGAAAGAAUUUAUAUUUGAAAUUGACGGAACGAGUUUUAUCAAAUGGUUUAAGCCGGAUACAAAACUUGAAGAUGUGCGAAAAAAGUUAGCGGAAGGACAAGAUGGCUGGGAUGCUGAAAAACUUUUGUUUAAACAAGGCAAAAUACAAAUAUACCAUGAAGAUGAAAUUCAUUAUAAAUUAGAGAAAAUUCAAUCUCGUAUAUCCGAUAAAUAUAUAAUAUAUGUUGAGAAUUUAAUGAAAAAAGUUAAAACUCAUGUUGAUGAUGAAGUAUUUUCUCUCUCAUUGGAUCCUAAUGAUAAACUUGAAAAAAUUCGCAUAUCACUUUUAGGAAACUUUGCAAAUUUAUUUACAAAAGAAUUCAAUUUUAGAUGGAAAAAUGGAAGAAUUGUUGAUAAAUGCGAAGAAAUCACAAAUAAUUUAGAAGAAAUUUUAAUGAACAACAAUGAAUUAUAUAUUUCCAUAUUGCAGGAAAGUGAGAUAACUAUUUGUAGUAGUCAUGGUGGGGAUUUUGAACAAUCUAUACAUACUUUACAUAAAGGGAAGAAACUUACCGAAAUCAGGGAAGAGCUUGAACAAUGCUUGUGUCCUGAUUUUUGUUUUUUAAAUCUGGAAAAAGCCCGUAUUCAUAAAUCCGCUGAGGAUAAAUUAAUGUUAGGUCAAAUUUUAUUAAUCGGUAAAAAUGGUCAAAAUGUCUUAAAUAUUCGUCGUGAACAUGAUUAUUAUGAUUUGGUGAAACUAAUGAAUAAAUGUGGAUACGGAUUUAUAAUUAAGAAUAGUUCAGUAGAACAGGCUGAAUAUCGCGCAUUUACAAUUACAAAAACACCAGACCAACACAUAUUUGAAAAUAAAUAUGAUGAAGGUACGCUAAAAUGUAAAAAUGAAUUUCACGAAUUAUGUGAACGAAAUUUUAUCACAUUUAUAAACGCCACUUUUACGUUGCCGUGGGUUUCCGCCUUCUUUGGGGUUAAUAGAGAAGUCUCACUUAAAAAAUUAGAAAAUUAUGAAGAUGUUACAGAAUAUUCAUAUAUUAAGAUGAGACGUGUGAGUGUAAACAUUUCAAAAAAUGUUAUCUCUGUAAAUAAAGAAUUUAGUGAUGAUGUUGAAAAGGCAUUAGAGGAAAAGACUCAGGAUAAAAGAGUAGAAAGUCUUAAAAAGAUAGCAGAAAAAUACGGCUAUUUUUAUGCAAAUUCAGUAUAUUUUGGAGGUGUUAUUGUUAAAAAAAAAGAAAAAACGAAAUACUCAAAUGAGCACUCAAAAGCUAAAAAAUUAGAAAUUACGGCUAAAACUAGUCCGCAAAAAAUAAUUGAAGCAUGCACAGGUUCUAAUUCAAAAAUUUGUCAAAACAUUAAAACAGUGACUGAUAACAGUAUAUCUGGUGGUACGAUAAAGGGAGGUGAUUUGGCAAAAUUCAGUUUUGAUAAAUUUGUUGAUUGCCAUGAUUGGAUUAAUUCACUCAAAGAUCCUGAGACCUGGGGUAUAAUUGAGUAUCAUCAUAUUAAUUCAAUUUUUAGUUUAUUGGACGAAGAUUUACAAACAAAAGUCUUAGAAGCCUUGGGAAAAAGAAUUUUAAGGGCGGAGGUUAAUGAAAUUAUGUAUCAAACAGAAAAAGAACAAUAUAUAUAUGAAUUAGCUGAAAAAUUGAGUGAUAUUCCUAAUAUCAAAGAUUGCCAAAUAUUCACCACGAUCAUGAAAGAAAAAAUGGAUAGACAUAUAUUUUCUACAUGUGUAUCUUAUGAUGGCUCAUCCGACAAACCAAUAAUUAUUAUUAAUCGUACUCCAAGUAAAAAAAAGCCUAAAAGAAAAUAUAUACCCGUCCGCAUCGGAUGGAUAAUUGUAGGGUAUCCAACAGAUACUUUUGACUUCGAUCUGUCAAAUCAAGUUGUAAUUGAAAGCAGAAAAUGUGGAUUAAAGCAAUAUACUAUAAAUAAUAAUGAUUUUCCACACCUCAAUAAUUUACAAUUUAUAAAAAAAUAUGCAUUAGCUACAUGUGUCUUAGAUAAAGUGGAAACAACUACACAAGAAAAUGCAAGCAAUUCAUCAAUAUCAUCAAUAAGUGUUACGAGUCAGCUAAAUGCGCGUGAAUUAAAAUUGGUAGUUGGGUCUUAUUUUUCUCGUCCACUGGAUUCUGCAUGUUUAUUUGCUUACUGUUCUAAAGACCGUAAAAAACAAUUAAGUCGAAAAGAUGAUCAAAAUGACUCAUUCUUACAACAUUUAAAAUUAUUUAUUUGGUAA
Molecule: messenger RNA, 2286 nt
Organism: Dentiscutata heterogama
Lineage: Eukaryota; Fungi; Glomeromycota; Glomeromycetes; Diversisporales; Gigasporaceae
Source: the annotation of a GenBank genome assembly